Molecule: messenger RNA, 2509 nt
Organism: Dimorphilus gyrociliatus
Lineage: Eukaryota; Metazoa; Annelida; Polychaeta; Dinophilidae
Source: the annotation of a GenBank genome assembly
AGUAAGCGGCAGGUUGUUGCCGAGCUUGGAUUAUGGAUAAACAUUUGGCGUUACUGACUGGAUUUUUAGUUUUAUUUGGAUAUAAAGUUAAUCCAGUAGAUGCUUUCUUAAAGAAUCCGCAAAGUCUGAAUAUUUCUAUGGAUUACAAUGCAUCGCAAUUAACUCUUUCGGAAGAGAGCCGAAUCAGUUUCCAUUUAAUGGAACGGUACAAAAAGGUUGGAAAUAUUGCAAGACCAGUAGAAAAUGCUAUGAAGACUGUAAAAGUUGAAUUUGGAUUAGCAUUGAUUCAAAUUUUAGACUUUGACGAAACAAAUCAAGUAUUGACAACAAAUGUUUGGAAAAGAUAUAUAUGGCUGGAUGAAAUUCUUCGUUGGAACCCUUCGGAAUUUGGAAAUAUAUCCAAUAUUCGCUUACCAGCACCUAAAAUUUGGACACCGGACAUAGUUCUAUACAAUAACGCUGAUACCCAAGAAAAACAACACCUGGAAUCAGUAACGGUUGCUCACUUUGGUCUUGUUAGAUGGAUUCCCCCGGCAAUUUACAAGUCCAGUUGCCAGAUCGAGAUGAGAAAUUUCCCCUUCGAUACCCAAACUUGUUUCUUCAAAUUUGGUUCCUGGGUGUAUGAUGGGCAUAAAUUAGAUCUCGUGUUUUAUGAAGGAAGAGACGAUGUGGACUUGAGAGAAUAUGUUGAGAGUUCCGAAUGGAAUGUUGUUUGUUAGUAAUUUUUCAUAUGAAAAAAAAAAGAAUUUAGGAACUCUUUUGUUUUUUAAUGACAAAGCUUAUUGGUUACAUAUAUCUAUUCUAUUUUAGAUACAUCCGCAAAACGAAACGUUCGUACAUAUCCCUGUUGUGAUGACGAACCGUAUCCUGAUUUGACGUUUCGACUGACAGUGAAAAGAAAAACAGCAUUUUACAUGUAUGUGCUCAUACUGCCCAGUGUAAUGCUUUCGUUUCUCACAUUGGUUCUAUUCUGGAUACCUCCUCAGAGACCCGAUAGAACUAGCUUGGGUAAGUUUCUAGAUUAAUAAUAAUUGUAAUUUUUGUUAACAGUACGUCUAUUAUUCGCUUUUCUUUAAGGAAUGAGCCUAUUUUCAAGUUUUUUUGUUCUUCUCCUCAUUCUCGUACAAAGUUCGCCACCUACUGCAUCGAUUUCCCUUCUGGGUGUCUAUUACUGCUUGAAUAUGGUGCUCAUAGCCAUAUCAACCAUGGUUUCAGCACUAGUAAUUAAUCUGACAUAUUAUUUACAAAGGAGAAAACUCCCAUUUUUAAUUAAAGCCGUAAGCGAUUUCAAAUUAUUGAUCUUAAAUGACAAAAUGACAAAAUGACGGAAUUUUUAACCUAAGAAUUACAUAUAUCAGAUUUUUGUUCAACACCUCGGUCGACUAUUAUGUGUAAGCAGAAACAGUUUAGCUGAUGAACCGAAUGAAAUAAACAAACGUACAAGUAGUUUUACUGAGCAAAGUUUCCCUCUACGGAAUGGUAAAGCGAGCGAACAAACCCUAUCGAAACGCAACGAUUGGAAAAUUUUAGCAUCCGUUAUUGACAGGUAUACGCUACUUUUCAAUUUCCAAUCAUUCACUAAAUUCUCGACUUUUUUAUAUUACAGGCUUUUUUUUAUAAUUUAUACGAUUGGUUUGGUUUUAUCCUUAAUUUUCGUCUUCCCCCGUUAGUCUAGGCGCCAUCUAUCGUUUUUUCAAAUAUAAAUAGUUUAAACAGAGAAUAAAAUAUAUCAGCCUUGUAUUUUCAUAGUUUAAAAUAGUUUUAUUUUUCUAAUGCAAAUUCAGGAGUGAAUGACAACAUAAAAACCGCAAAAGCAGUUAAGCGGAUAAAAGUUUUUGAAUUCCAAUAGCUGUAAACAAUUAGAAGUUCAAUCUUACAUUCCUCCUCUCAAACGCAAUACCAAAUGAAGGGUCGAUUCUUUUUGGAUGUUGUAGUCGGACAAUGUUCUACCAUCUUCCAAUUGUUUACCAGCAAAGAUCAAUCUUUGUUGAUCUGGGGGAAUUCCUUCUUUAUCUUGGAUUUUAGCUUUCACGUUUUCGAUCGUGUCUGAUGGUUCGACUUCCAAGGUGAUUGUCUUUCCAGUUAAGGUCUUGACGAAAAUUUGCAUUCCUCCUCUCAAACGCAAUACCAAAUGAAGUGUUGAUUCCUUUUGGAUGUUGUAGUCGGAUAAUGUUCUUCCAUCUUCCAAUUGUUUACCAGCGAAGAUCAAUCUUUGUUGAUCUGGGGGAAUUCCUUCUUUAUCUUGGAUUUUAGCUUUAACAUUCUCGAUUGUGUCUGAUGGUUCAACCUCCAAGGUGAUUGUCUUUCCAGUUAAGGUCUUGACGAAAAUUUGCAUUCCUCCUCUCAAUCUUAAAACCAAAUGAAGGGUCGAUUCUUUCUGAAUAUUAUAGUCGGACAAGGUUCUUCCAUCUUCCAAUUGUUUGCCAGCGAAGAUCAAUCUUUGCUGAUCUGGGGGAAUUCCUUCUUUAUCUUGGAUUUUAGCUUUAACAUUCUCGAUUGUGUCUGAUGG